Frankliniella occidentalis (western flower thrips) is the source of this 325-nucleotide messenger RNA. RefSeq names its product kelch-like protein 17. The transcript has 2 exons. NCBI's taxonomy places the organism in Eukaryota, Metazoa, Arthropoda, Insecta, Thysanoptera, Thripidae. Bases 26 to 325 code for a protein of 99 amino acids. The record is from RefSeq and is a predicted model, not a curated record. Gene Ontology annotation, molecular function: protein binding.
GUUGUUUCGUGUGUUUGCAGACGACAUGGUGGAGAAAAUGCGGCCCGAGGUGACGCUGCACGACGUGGACGGGGUGGCGCUGCGGCAGCUCAUCGAGUACUCGUACACGGGCGAGAUCCUCAUCACGGAGGACAACGUGCAGGUGCUGCUGCCGGCGUCCAGCCUGCUGCAGAUGGAGCCGGUGCGCGAGGCGUGCUGCCGCUUCCUGCUGCGCCAGCUGCACCCGUCCAACUGCCUGGGCAUCCGGAGCUUCGCCGGCAUGCUCUCUGUGUCCUGCGGUCUGCACAAAACGUUACCAUCAGUUAUGAAAGCCUUAGCUCAAUAA